Molecule: messenger RNA, 778 nt
Organism: Chironomus riparius
Lineage: Eukaryota; Metazoa; Arthropoda; Insecta; Diptera; Chironomidae
Source: the annotation of a GenBank genome assembly
AUGAUUCAUACUUACAGACUUAUCACUCUCGCCUUUUUCGGCUCAAUCGGAGUUACUUUUCUGAUUUUGGCGUGUGCUCUACCACAAUAUAACCAAUGGUGGCCAUUCUUUACAAUCCUCUUCUAUCUAGCAUCGCCGAUUCCGACGAUGAUCUCAAAACGUCAAAACUAUGAUAAUUCGUCGUGUCUUGAAUUCUCAAUCUUCUUAACAGUAGGAAUAGUAUUAUCAUCAUUUGCAUUGCCUAUUGUCUUAUCCUUAGCCGGAAUCAUCGCAACAGGAGCUUGUGUACUCACUAUUCUCGGUAAUGUUGUAGUUUAUUUCACAUUACUGGGUUUCUUCUUAGCAUUCCAAGAAGAUGUUGGCUGGCAAAUUUAAACGACUGUAACUGAAUGGAUUCUUUUUUACCAAAUACUUUGUUCUGAUAAAUUUAUCAAGAUUGAUGUCCUGCAAGAAGAUAUGUAAGCUCAUAUCCAACAUUUUAUCAACAGAGCUAUCAACGUUAUCACUUGCAUUACUUUUGUAUAGUUUAACAAGUGUGAAAACAAAAACACAAAUGACCUUGAUAGCAGUUCGAGCAACAAAUUCUAUUAAAUAUUCAAAAGGAUAGCUUAACUUCCUCGAAAUAUUACGGAAGUAAUCUUUUUUGUUUUUCUUCAGUUCUAUCAGAUUAAUCUAAGAUCUAGUGCUUUUUUGUUUAAAUAUAGUAGAUAUUAAGGCUUACAUACUAUAACAUUAUAAUUUAAAUAAAAUAAUAAAAGUGAUGCAUUAAUGUGAAACA